AGUGACGUCACACGGCAGCAGAAAGUAGUGUAGUAGUUGGCGUAGAUUUCGAAAAUGCUAACGGUUAAUGGUAACAGCAUUUGUAGAAUUAAAACCAGUAAUUUGGUAAAGUACUUGUACCAAUACACUGGCGCCAAACUUCGGUUUUAUAAAUGAAGUGUACUGUCUCUUUAAGGCCUCUCAGUUAGUCACUUUCGUAUUGAUCAAUCCACCAUUUUCCAACACACAGCGGCGGCAGUGCUAACACAGCUCCGGCAGCGAGGGAGAGAAGAGAGCCACCCCUCUACCUGGAGAGGAAGCCAGGGACCGGGGGCAGUCAUGGCAGCGAAUAUGUACCGGGUUGGAGAUUAUGUUUAUUUUGAGAACUCAUCCAGUAACCCACUGCUGAUCAGGAGGAUAGAGGAGCUGAACAAGACAGCCAAUGGGAACGUGGAGGCCAAAGUGGUGUGUUUUUACCGGCGCAGGGACAUCUCCAGCACACUCAUCGCCCUGGCAGAUAAACAUGCAAGGGAGCUGGAGGAGGAGAUGGAGAAUCCAGAGAUGGUGGACCUCCCCGAGAAACAGAAACAUCAGCUCAGACACAGAGAGCUAUUCUUGUCCCGCCAGCUGGAGUCUUUACCUGCCACGCACAUCAGAGGGAAGUGCUGUGUGACACUGCUAAACGAGACAGAAGCCCUGAAGUCCUACCUGGACAGAGAGGAUGCCUUCUUCUACUCGCUAGUGUAUGACCCCCAGCAAAAAACCCUGCUGGCUGAUAAAGGGGAGAUCCGUGUUGGGAACAAGUACCAGGCCGACAUCACUGACCUCCUGCAGGAAGGUGAGAAUGAUGGAAGAGAACUGGAGAAACUAGAGGAGAAGGUCUGGGACCCCAACAGCUCACUGACAGAGAAACAGAUUGACCAGUUCUUAGUAGUAGCUCGGUCAGUAGGUACAUUCGCCAGAGCCUUGGACUGCAGUAGUUCUGUCCGGCAGCCCAGUCUUCACAUGAGUGCUGCUGCAGCCUCCAGAGAUAUCACCUUGUUUCACGCGAUGGAUACACUCCACGCCACGGGCUAUGACAUGACUCGUGCCAUCGCAGCGCUUGUGCCUCAGGGUGGGCCUGUCCUCUGCAGGGAUGAAAUGGAGGAGUGGAGCGCUUCAGAGGCCAACCUGUUCGAGGAGGCACUAGAGAAAUACGGCAAAGAUUUCACCGAUAUCCAGCAGGAUUUUUUGCCCUGGAAGUCCCUGACGAGUAUUAUCGAAUAUUACUACAUGUGGAAGACCACAGAUAGAUAUGUACAGCAGAAACGAUUAAAAGCAGCCGAGGCAGAAAGCAAGUUGAAGCAGGUCUACAUUCCUAACUAUAACAAGCCAAACCCUAACCAGCUGAGUAACAAUGUAAAGACAACUCUGGUGAAUGGAGCAGCGGGUGCAGGGACCCCAGGAGCUCCAGGCUCAGCGCAGACCCCCGGCCUCGGCAGAGCCUGUGAAAGCUGCUACACCAGCAGCUCCUACCAAUGGUACUCGUGGGGACCUCCCAACAUGCAGUGUCGCCUGUGUGCUUCAUGCUGGACCUACUGGAAGAAGUAUGGCGGCCUGAAGAUGCCCACAAGACUUGAUGGAGAGAGACCUGGACCCAACCGUAACAAUAUGAGCCCCCACAGUCUGCCCCCGCGGCAUAGCGGCAGCCCCAAGUUUGCAGUGAAGACACGACAGGCAUUCUACCUGCAGACCACUGGGCUGACACGGAUGGCUCGCCGCCUCUGCCAGGACAUCAUCAAGCCUAGAUAUCUGGCCAGGCACCCCUACCUCCCUGUCAACACGGCAGCCAUCAAGGCAGAAUGCGCCCUGCGGUUGCCAGAUAGGCCAAAAAAGCCUUUGCCACUGAAACCUGUGGAGCGUAAACCUCUGGAGUCUGUGGUUCGGUAUUUAGAAGCACACCCCCGUCCAGCCAAGCCUGACCCCCCAGCUCGUGGAGGGACCAUCUCUACAGGCAGCCUAACACCCAUAAAAUCCUCCCCCAUUCUCAACAACGGCUCGCCCACCAUCCUGGGCAAACGCACCUAUGAACAGCACAACGGACUGGAUAGCUCUAAGUCCAAAGCCCUGACUCCACAGUGGGACAUCAUGGCCAAACGGGUGAGCGAGGUGGGGCGGCCCUUGGCCUCCCGGCAGGACGAGGUGCAUGAACUGGACUGAAACGUUCUGGGAAUGGACCUCUUCUGCAAACGCCAGAGAGAGGGGGACCUGACAGGAAAAUGGUCCAUAAGAGAGGCUGAAAGGAGUCGACAGCAUUGGCCACCUUUCUUCAGCCAGCACGGGUCUCGAUAAUCGAUCAGUUUGGCUGUGGUCAGUCAGAAGAUGAGCCUAACUGUACAGGACUGUUUAUUACUUCAGUUUCUCGUUAUUACCGUCACUGUUGUUAUAAUUAUAUUGUUAUAAUUUUUUUUUUUUAACCAACUAUAACUCAGCUUAUUGUUUGUCGAUCAAACGAUGGAACUUAUGAAGUUUCAUGAAAAAUGCUUGUAAAACCCUGUGGAAAAGGGUGGAAGGACUGUAACAUAAGCCACUAUGGGUUUUUUUGGGGGUAACAAGUUAAAUUGAACAAGGAGACGUGUUUUUAUUUCAGCGACACAAGUUCACUCCUUGUCAUUUGCUUCAUUUGAAUGCUUUAUGAGAAACAUUUUGUUUUGUGAGCCAGCCCUGCUCUUCAGCCAGAGGUUUAACUUAUUGAGAAAGACUUGUUUUUUGUACCUUUUUCACAAGUAAUGCAUCUAUGCUUCAAUAAUGUAAUUAAAAAAAGAAUAAUUGA
Monopterus albus (swamp eel) is the source of this 2791-nucleotide messenger RNA. It is a transcript of the gene mta1, whose product is annotated as metastasis associated 1. The transcript has 18 exons. Gene Ontology annotation, molecular function: chromatin binding; transcription coactivator activity; histone deacetylase binding. The record is from RefSeq and is a predicted model, not a curated record. Lineage: Eukaryota; Metazoa; Chordata; Actinopteri; Synbranchiformes; Synbranchidae. Gene Ontology annotation, biological process: double-strand break repair; response to ionizing radiation; negative regulation of transcription by RNA polymerase II. Gene Ontology annotation, cellular component: NuRD complex; nucleoplasm. The coding region runs from base 319 to 2178 and encodes 619 amino acids.